UUAAGUGUCUUGUACAAUAAUGAAAUCAUGAAACUGUUACGAUAACGUUUUAACACAAAUGCAUUUACACAUUGACAUUGUGUUGGCAGGGACAACAAUAUCCAAUUAUAUUUCAACUAUAUUCUGAAUGAAAAAGUACUGUUUAGGAUGUUAUUCAUUGCAAAUGUUGACACAUCUCAUUACAAGUGUUAUCUGCACUGUAUGACAAUAAACUUGAAUUGAAUUGAAAUGACAUUAAACACACAGCCCACAUAAAGAGCAGGCUUUUAAUAUCAAGGUGGCUCUCAGAGAAAAACAGUUUUCUAAGAUUUAUCAUUUCACUGCUCUGUUAUCUACUUUUAAUUUUGAUUGUUAUGAACUACUGUACAGUGAAGUGCUUGGUCAGCAAAUCUGAAAAGAGGAUAUAACACUGUAACAGUAUACUUAUUACAACAGAGAUAUUCAAAAUAAAGAUCUUACAAGACAAAAAAUCUAAAUCUUGAUGCAAUGUGCUUCUGUCAUAAUGAUGUAGUUGGCAUUAAGUAUAUCUUCUUGUCUUGCAAAGUAUGACAGAUGUGUUGAAUCUCAGAGGGAAAAACCUCAAUAAAAUCAUAACACAUUUUUAAUGAUAAUUCUUUUCUGGCCUAAACUUUCUUUUAUGAUUUAAAAAAAACUGGCCAAAGUCAAAAAAAUCUAUUCUGAAAUGUAUCAAAAUAUACUUGACAUUUAGUUUGGUCAUUUGAAAAAUAUAUCAACAGAAUAUGUUGCAUAACAUAUGAAAGAAGCGUGUCUUCAGCAUACAGUAAACAAACAUUUUCUUUUGAGUAUUUCAAAAAAGCUGCUACAAUCACAGUACCAGUCAAAAGUUUGGAUACACACUUCCAUUCACUUGAAUGAGAAAGUGUGUCCAAACUUUUGAUUGGUAACUCAGUUUUACUGAAAAGAACAUUUAUCAAGAGAUCAACAAUUGUCAAUUCAAUUAUUCUCUAAAAUGCUGUUACUGUACAGCCAUAUUAAUUUCUUCUCUGAUUGUUUACAUGAUACAGACUGAAUCUUUUUAUUUGAUAUGGAGUAAUCUUUCCAAGGUUCUGGAGGAUUUCCUACAUGGCUAUUAAAGUCGAGAAAGUGUAUGUCAACAAAAUAAAUACUGCAAUAAAGCACAGACAAUUGGUGAAUAACAUUACUUUGAAAACUGUUUUUCUAUGAAUAAGGGUUACAGUAUCUCUUGCACACAGGAAAUCACACAAACAGAAAUGAAUAGUGUUGCUGAAAUACAUUUCCAGAUUAACACAUGAAAUUAAGUUUCCUGUGUUUAUGGGUUUAUGGCUAUACAUGUGUUUAGGUGAAAGUGUGCCUAAAGCUUACAUUAUCAAUAUGGUAUGUAUAUUCGACAUCCAGAUGUGUUUUCACACAUGUUACCCAACAAGAUAAGGCAAAAAAUGUAAAUAUGUCCUUGGCCAGUCAGAUAACAGAGGGACAGAGUGGGUUUAAAAGGGCCUGCAGAGCAUCUCAGCCGACACUGAGAUUCAGACAAAAACCACCAUGAAGGCUUUCAUUCUUCUGGCUCUGUUCGCAGUGGCAUACGCCGCUCCCAUUGAUGAUGAGGAUGACAAGAUUGUGGGAGGAUAUGAGUGCAGAAAGAACUCUGUGCCCUACCAGGUGUCCCUGAACGCUGGCUACCACUUCUGUGGAGGUUCUCUGAUCUCCAGCACUUGGGUGGUGUCUGCUGCUCACUGCUACAAGUCCCGCGUCCAGGUGCGUCUUGGUGAGCACAACAUUGCUGUCAGUGAGGGCACCGAGCAGUUCAUCAACUCUGCUAAGGUCAUCAGGCACCCCAGAUACAGCAGCCGCAACCUGGACAAUGACAUCAUGCUGAUCAAGCUGAGCAAGCCUGCCACCCUGAACAACUAUGUCCGCACCGUGUCCCUGCCCUCCAGAUGUGCCAGCUCAGGCACCCGCUGUCUGAUCUCUGGAUGGGGCAACACCAGCGGCUCUGGAAGCUACUACCCUGAUCGUCUGAGGUGCCUGGAUGCCCCCAUCCUGAGCGACAGCAGUUGCAGGAGCUCCUACCCUGGACAGAUCACCUCCAACAUGUUCUGUGCUGGAUUCCUUGAGGGAGGCAAGGACUCCUGCCAGGGUGACUCUGGUGGUCCCGUGGUGUGCAACAAUCAGCUGCAGGGUGUGGUGUCCUGGGGUUACGGUUGUGCCCAGAGGAACAAGCCCGGAGUUUACGCCAAGGUCUGCAACUACAACUCCUGGAUUCACAGCACCAUGUCCUCCAACUAAAGUCUCUUAACAGCAGCUUGUUGUAGGAUAAAAAGUUGUACAUCACUUUAAUUAAAAAAAACCCUGAUAUAUUUGACUUCUUUUGAGU
Thunnus maccoyii (southern bluefin tuna) is the source of this 2353-nucleotide messenger RNA. Its product is annotated as trypsin-3. The transcript has 5 exons. Gene Ontology annotation, molecular function: serine-type endopeptidase activity. Gene Ontology annotation, biological process: proteolysis. The coding region runs from base 1522 to 2265 and encodes 247 amino acids. The record is from RefSeq and is a predicted model, not a curated record. Lineage: Eukaryota; Metazoa; Chordata; Actinopteri; Scombriformes; Scombridae.